Molecule: messenger RNA, 663 nt
Organism: Oppia nitens
Lineage: Eukaryota; Metazoa; Arthropoda; Arachnida; Sarcoptiformes; Oppiidae
Gene: RpS16
Product: 40S ribosomal protein S16
Exons: 3
Coding region: 132-572 (146 amino acids)
Biological process (GO): maturation of SSU-rRNA from tricistronic rRNA transcript (SSU-rRNA, 5.8S rRNA, LSU-rRNA); translation
Cellular component (GO): cytosolic small ribosomal subunit; ribosome
Molecular function (GO): structural constituent of ribosome; RNA binding
Source: RefSeq, a predicted model, not a curated record
UUUGAAUGUUAUAGAUGUGUGAAUGUGUGUCACGUGUUGUCAAUUGAAAUCCCUUUCCGUUUGUGAGACACAACACAAGUGUUUGGAUUUAAUAAUACUUAUCAUUAAAUCGUCUUUAAAUCAAACCAUCGAUGGCUACCAAAGAAGCGGUUCCUUCGGUUCAAGUGUUCGGCCGCAAGAAAACGGCAACAGCGGUGGCCUAUUGUAAGCGCGGCAAUGGUCUCAUCAAAGUUAACGGCCGACCGCUCGACAACGUUGAACCACAAGUCCUGAAAUUUAAGCUCUUGGAGCCAAUUCUUUUGUUGGGUCAGGAAAGAUUUUCCGGAGUUGACAUCAGAGUUCGUGUUAAUGGUGGCGGACACGUGGCACAGAUAUAUGCCAUAAGACAAGCCAUUUCUAAAGCUUUGGUGGCUUACUAUCAGAAGUACAUCGAUGAGGCGUCCAAGAAGGAGAUUAAGGACAUUCUCAUUCAAUAUGACAGAACUUUACUGGUAUCAGAUCCACGUCGUUGUGAGCCCAAGAAGUUUGGAGGACCGGGUGCUCGGGCCAGAUAUCAAAAGUCGUACCGUUAAUGGCUUUACUGUUUUUGUUUUAUAUUAUGAUUUAAGUAAUAGUCUUUUUGCGGUAAUUUUGAGGCGAUUAUUAAUAAAAUGAUAAUUCAAA